Lactuca virosa is the source of this 646-nucleotide messenger RNA. Lineage: Eukaryota; Viridiplantae; Streptophyta; Magnoliopsida; Asterales; Asteraceae. The record is from the annotation of a GenBank genome assembly.
AUGAGGUGCUUAGGAUCUCGCUACAAGAUGAGCAACGGUUGUGGUCACUCUUUGUCUUCCCAAACUCUACCUGCAAAUAUGGCGAUUCAAUUGAGCAAAAAACGAAAGAUUAUCGCCAACCAUAUUGAUGCUUUAAUCGAUGAAGGAUCCGAGUCUUUCUCAUGUUAUCCGCACAGGCAUAUUCAAACCUUUGGACCAUCGUCAACAAUUUGCAAUAAUUUGUUUGAUGGUAUACCAUUUAAUUUGGGUUCUUCUCAGUUUUUCCUGAACAACAGACACUUGUGCCUAUCGACGUGUCAAGGGAAGGGGACGCAGGUGUUGAGGUCCACUGCCUCCGCCACAACCUUCGAUGGUUGCAGUUGGUUUUAGGUGAUGUGGAGGAAUUGCUGUAAGAUUAGAUUUCAAGCUUUUUCAACAAAUGUCGAUUUUUUCACAUAUGAAUAUCGUUUUAAUGCCCUUCUGUUUCAAUAAGCUUCGAUUGCAGGAUACUCUUACAAUCAAACCUCCCAAAAAAAACUUCAUUGGUGCUGAGAUUAAUGCUGUCAACAUUCGCACGGCUAUGUGAUAUUUAUAUAUGUUUCAUUUGCAAAAAGACAAAAUAUGUGUAAAUAUUAAGAAUAACAAAGUACUUUCUUUACAAUAACCC